Molecule: messenger RNA, 1275 nt
Organism: Plasmodium adleri (nom. inval.)
Lineage: Eukaryota; Apicomplexa; Aconoidasida; Haemosporida; Plasmodiidae
Product: conserved protein, unknown function
Exons: 2
Coding region: 1-1275 (424 amino acids)
Source: RefSeq, a predicted model, not a curated record
AUGAAAACUAAUAUCUUUACAUCCUUGAUAUCCUUUUUCAUUUUGUUGCUUGUAUGUAAAGCUUAUAAUACUACGUCGUUACUAGAAAGCAUAAAACAUGAUCUUCAGAUUGUAAAUAAUUCUAACUUUAAUACAGUAAUAAAUAAGUUUAGGAAUGAGAAAGUAUUUGCAGUUUUAUUUUUUAAAAAGUCCAAUAAGGAUAUAAAAAAUAUAAUAAAAAAUUAUAAUGAUGUAGCAUCAAAAUUUAAAGGGAUAUUAACAUUAUGUGUUGUUGAUUGUGAUGAAAAUGCAUCUCUUUGUGAGAGUGAGCUAUCAUUAUAUGUACCAGAUUAUAAGAGUAGUAAUACACAUCACUUUUUAAUAUAUCCUAUAAAUCCAAUGCCAAAGUUUGUAUUUAAUGAUGAAAUUACAGAAAGUAAUAUUAAAAAAUAUACAUAUUUAAUACCUUCAAAAAUUGAUGUUAUUAAAGAUACACAAUCAUUUAAUGUAUUCUUAUCAAAACAUGAAAAUAUGCCAAAAGUACUUAUAUUUAGUAAUAAAAAAAAACCAAAUUAUGUUCUUAAUGCCUUAAGUAAUAGCUUCAAUAAAAAAUUAAUGUUUGCUUAUAUUAAUAAUGAAAAUGAAGAAUUAGUUUCUAAAUAUAAUGUAAAAAAUUUCCCAACCAUAUUAUUGCUCAAAAAAAAUAAAGUUGUUGAUACAUAUAAAGGAAAACAAAAUUAUAUUAACAUUUUUGAUUGGCUUAAUGUAUAUUCUGAAACAUUUGUCCUAGGAGGAGGAUUUGAUAUAUCUCCAGAUAAAACUAAUGAAAAACCAUGGAAAUUUGAAUUAAUUCCAAAAUUUACAAAACUAUCUCAUGGAGAUAUAUGUUUUAAAAAAGCUGACAAGGGAUUGUGUUUAAUUUAUUUAAAAGAAGGAGAAAAAUUAGAAAAAAGUGAAAUAGACAUGUUGCUCUCUCUAAAGGAAAAAUUCAAACCACACAUAGACGGAAGGGGUAUAAAUUUCCGAUUCAUGUGGAUUGAUAUUGCUAUGGAAACACAUUUCCGAUCCCUCCUUGAAUUCAAAAAGUAUCCAUCAGUUGUUGUUUUUAAUCCAUACAAAAGAAUAAGAUACGCAAAAUUGAAUGAAGACUUAACAGCAACUAAAGAAAACAUUGAAAAACUUUUAGAAAAAAUUUCAGGAGGUGAUGCUAAAUUUACAAUGCUUAAAGGACAAACACUUCCAGAAUUCAUACAAGACCCAAGCACAGCCAAGCAAAAUGAAAAAGAUGAAUUGUAA